This is a messenger RNA of Actinia tenebrosa (Australian red waratah sea anemone), 2610 nucleotides long. RefSeq names its product gamma-aminobutyric acid receptor subunit beta-4-like. The record is from RefSeq and is a predicted model, not a curated record. Gene Ontology annotation, biological process: monoatomic ion transmembrane transport. Gene Ontology annotation, molecular function: transmembrane signaling receptor activity; extracellular ligand-gated monoatomic ion channel activity. Lineage: Eukaryota; Metazoa; Cnidaria; Anthozoa; Actiniaria; Actiniidae. Gene Ontology annotation, cellular component: membrane.
CAUUGAUCAUUGUGUUGGUCGAGUGUUUGGUAAUGAUGUGGAAUGUGAUAUUGUUUUGUUCGGUUGCCUUAUCUGGCGUCAAGAAAUCAAUAAGCAGUGGUUCUAACACAAAUGGAAGUUUGAUCGACUAUGAGUCAAGUAAAGGAGAAAUGCUCAAAAUAUCCACAUUCAUAAAUAAUGUUCUAAAAGACUACGACAUAAAGCUGCGACCCAAUGCUGGAGGAAAACCAGUAGAGGUUGAAGUGGAGUUCAAGGUUGUCUCACUUGGCAAAAUCGACGAGGCAAAUAUGGAAUAUACUAUGGAUAUAUUUUUCCGUCAAUGGUGGCAUGACCCACGUUUCAAGCACAACUACACCAAGGCUUUCACCAUGGCGGAAGAUGCCAGGAAAUUGUUCUGGAUUCCAGACACGUACUUCAUCAACGCAAUGAAAUCCAGCUUCCACAGGGUGACCAAGGACAAUUCGCGGAUAAUAAUCUAUCCCAAUGGCGAUGUUUAUUACAGCACCAGGUUGACGGUCACUCUUCAGUGCUACAUGAAUCUUUUUCUCUACCCAAUGGAUACCCAAAAGUGCCCAUUCCUCCUCGAAAGCUAUGCGUAUACAAAAGAUGAUGUUUUCUAUCGAUGGACAAAACGAGGGACAAAAGGGAUUGAAAUAAUGUCCAAAGAGACUGCCCAGUUCGUGCUCCUUCUAUCCAGAACAGAACGAAUAGACGAAGACAAGAUAUCUGGCAACUUUUCUCAGCUUCUUGCAACGUUCACCUUCAAACGUCGCUUGGAAUACUUCAUCAUCACCAUAGUAACACCCGCCGUCAUUCUGGUCAUUCUUUCGUGGUGCUCCUUCUGGAUAGUCCCGGAUGCUAUCCCAGCACGCAUAUCUCUCAGCAUCACUACAAUCCUGUCCACACUUCUAUUGUCCGGUACAGUAAAUGCGCAGAUGCCAAAAGUCAGCUAUCUAAAAGCCAUUGAUGUUUUUCUGUUGGGAAACUUCACGUUCAUCUUUCUUGCCCUGAUUGAAUACGUUGCGGUCUUGAAUACCAACCCAAGAUGCCCAUUCAAGGUUGGUUUCCUCAAAAAGAUUUGCAACACCGGCGAAAGCAAUGAAGAAAAGGAUGUAAAAAGGAACAGCAGAUGCGAGCACAAGCCAAGUGAUCCAAUGCUGAUGUAUGACAUGAACGGAUUCUCUUGGGACGCCGCCAACAAUGGUUAUCCAAGAUACCACUACAUCGAUAAACUUUGUCGUAUUGUCUUCCCUCUGGCUUAUGUAAUAUUCAUCAACGCCUAUUGGUUUUAUUACCGGAAUCUGGCCACGGUAAGGCAGGAGAGUGGAUAUUCUGUUUAGAAGACACUUUUGAUUUCAAUUCCAACUAGAGCUUGAAGCACUGAACCCUUGUAGGAUAAGAACUUUUCCACGCGACGAGCCUUGGUUAAUUCUGUUGCUAGGUUCAUAUCCUGUUUUCGGUAGCUCAAAUAAAUAAAUCACUCAAGACUUUAUAUACCAAUCAACGAUUAGCAGAAUUCCAUUUGUAGUUUCUUUAGUAUUAUACUUGUCUUUGACUUUCGCAGCACUUUUUGGGUUCUUUAAAAGAAUAUACCCUUUUCGAAUUCCAAAUUACCGCUGUGUUCCUUGAUUACACACUCAUUUACUCAGGGUUACCCUCGUAUGAGUGUUUAAAUAUUCACAAAUACCAACGCUAAAGUAAACAAUUCACAACUACAACAAUACAAACACUUUGAAACUCCAAGGACCUUGACUUGAACACAUGAUUAUUCUGCACAAAAUCGAAAAUGGUCUAUUCCAGCAUUAUUUGCAAGUUGAUACUAUUCAAUGCAAGAACUCAUUGUUGCAGACUUUUGUUCAAAAAUGAAAUACAAUUUAUAAUACAUUUGUGGUCUUUAUCAAUAUCGUUUUGAUCUUUACAAAAGCUCAAAAAAAAAAGAUUAAUAUAGCUAACAUUUCGUUUGCACAAGGGCGCAAGUAAAAUAAAUUUUACUGUACUGAAGCUAGAUUUGAUUAACUUGAGGUGUUACACUGCAAUGAGAUCUCAGCAACUUGCAGCAUUUUUUGGGCUGGGUAGGCUAGGGAGAACUCGCAAUAAUAUUUGACACGAAAUUCAUGCCUUUAAAUUGCGAGAAAAGUUGUUGGAGGGGUGAAACACUGUACACUGCCGGUUGCUGCAAUCCGCUGCGAAAAGUAGAAAUGAGUUCUACUUCGUGCAACGCUACGGGAAACAAAAAAAUUGCGAGGUAAUCCCUGUUACACUGUGCAAUUUUCUCAGCGACUUGUCUCGCAACAGUUGUCAGACAAGUUGCUGAGAAAAUUGCACAGUGUUCAGACCUUGCACAGACCUUCACGGCUGGACGCGUGCGGCUGGGAUUGUUAUUUUUAGACAAGCAAAAUCUUGCCACUCAGAUUUGACCGGAAGGAUUCUGAUUGACUACUAUUCUUGUAUUCUUUAAGGGAAAAAAUAGACUCUUCACUGAAGAAAUUCUGAAACGUUUUGCAGCAGCGAUCGCAAACAGUAAACAGUGCUGUUAAACCAUCACGUGACAGACUUUUUAAGUCUUCUCUAAGUUUAGAAAAAAUAAAUAAAAUCGUUGUUUAUGUUAAA